This is a messenger RNA of Musca domestica (house fly), 1978 nucleotides long. Its product is annotated as putative inorganic phosphate cotransporter. Lineage: Eukaryota; Metazoa; Arthropoda; Insecta; Diptera; Muscidae. The transcript is spliced from 2 exons. Bases 13 to 555 code for a protein of 180 amino acids. Gene Ontology annotation, cellular component: plasma membrane. Gene Ontology annotation, molecular function: transmembrane transporter activity. The record is from RefSeq and is a predicted model, not a curated record. Gene Ontology annotation, biological process: monoatomic anion transport.
ACCCCAGCCUGAAUGAUGACACUUCUUCUUCAGGUCCCAAACAUUUUCCCGACUCUCCACAUUAAACAUAUUUUCGCCAAAAAACCUUCCAAAAAUGUCACAUUAUUUUUAAUUUUGUUGAAAUUUUUUCUCUUUUUAGCUCUCACCACUCCCGGUCUGUUGAUGAUUGCCCAGGUCUUUUUGGGUACUGAGGCAGCAUGGUCGGUGACAAUUUUCACAUUGGCUCUGUUUGCUCAUGGUGCUGUGACGCCCGGUUAUUUGGGUAAUGGUUUGGAUAUUGCACCCAACUUCAGUGGUACCAUUUUUGGUUUGGCCAAUACCUUAUCCUCCUUUGGUGGUUUCCUGUCCACAUGGAUGGUUGGCGCUCUGACCUAUGAAGAUAAAUGCUAUCAUCAAUGGCAAAUUGUGUUUUGGAUCUUGGCCAUUACCUAUAUCUCGGGUGCUGUGGUUUAUCUAAUUCUGGGCACUGGCGAAUUACAACCUUGGAAUAAUCCACCAGAGCGCAAAAAAGUUUCAGAUGUGCACAACGAGGAGGGUGUACCACUGAAAAAUUAAUUAAACCCUACAACAGUACCGUGAAUACAAAUUAGUGAUAAGUUUCAUUUUUUUUGUCAUAUUGAGAGCGUGUAUUUUUUCUUUGUUCUUUGCCAUUUUCUUUUAAUUUCUUAUGUAUUAUACAUCAAACAAACAAAUUAAUUAUAGUUUAGCAAAGUUUUAGAUGGUAUGGAGUAAGUGAACAUAGUAAUUCAUGCAGGGUGCUCUAUUCUAAUGAAACAAUUAAACAAAAAUAUGUGUAUACUAUAGUUAAUUAAUGUAUGUAUGUGUAUGUAUUUAUUAGCCACAAUUAUUGCUACUAUAUUAUGUAUAUGUACUGUGCUGUUUAAGUUUUAAGGGUUCAAAAUUGUUUGAAUUCAAUGAAUCUACUUUUGUAAAAGAAAAGUAUAACCUUGGUGGGAAAUAAUCUUCAAUGUAUUUUGUAAAGUUAAUUUGCAUUUGAUUUUGAUUGAUUUACGUGGUUGGAAUAAUUUUGAUAAGGUCGGAUUUCAUUAAGUAUGAGGGCUCGAUAUUGGAGAAGAACUCAAGGCCAGUUCAUGUAUGUGGAAAAAAAGAAAUGCGAAAAAAGUCCUUUUUAUGAGUGGUUUUAACAUUUAUUUUAUAUUUAUUCAAUUAAAAAAAUCAAAAAUUAAAACAAACACCUAUAGAUUUUUUUUCAAUUAAAUUUUAUUUUUUUAUAUUAAUUUGAUUGAAAUCAACACGUAAAUAAUUGGUUUUCUUAUUUAUUUCGACGUACAUCAACAAUUUCUAAAUAUUUUGCCCCAUUUCUGGAAUUUUCUUUGAUCGACCUGCAUUUAAAAUUAUUCCAACGUGGGAAGUCUUAAUAUGAACUUUGAAUUUAUUUCCUAUCCUUAUAUUAUGCACAGUACAUUUAUUAUUUGCUUAUAUAAACAAAUUAAUUCAUAUUCAUAGUAAAUAUUAAAAAAAUCUCUGUCUUUCGAGAAAUCCCACCUUAGAAAAUAUGCAAAAUGUUAAUAAAAUUCCCAAACUUGCCCAAAUCUUUUUUAGAUUUUACAAAUAAUUAAAGAAAUAUAAUUUACACAUUAAUAGAAAGACAUUAUUAUUUUUUAGUUAGAAUUAUUUUAUAAUAUACAUUUUUCUUAAUUUUCCAAAUAUUAUUUUUCACAUAUUUAAGGCUUCCAAAAUUUAAUAUUUUUUAUAUAUAAAAUAGAACAUGUUUUUAUUUAAGGGGAAUUAAUAUAACCCAGGUAUAUUUUUGUGGUAUAUGCAUGAGUUAAAAUAACAUUGUUCUUAAAAGAAAUAAAUUGUCAAUUCAGGAGAUUCAAUUAUUGGAUAAUUUAUAGAAAUUAUUUAGUAAAGAAAAUUCUUAGGAUAUACUCCAAAAUGUUUCGGAUUUUAUACAAAUAGCUUAAUUAGAACACCAAUUCAUCUGUUUAUAACGGGUUUUCAAAAAAAAUAAUAA